GCCGAGCCGAUGACGCCCUUCUUCGUCGCUGGCCUCAUCGUUCUGUACGGUGUGAACGCCGGUGCGAACGCCAUGAUGGACAGCGAGGAGUUCAGAAACGAUCCGCGUAAGUGCCGCUGGACAGCCGGAACCUGCCAGAAGAAGCGCGUA
Cyphellophora europaea CBS 101466 is the source of this 150-nucleotide messenger RNA. RefSeq lists its product as uncharacterized. The annotation marks the transcript as partial. The transcript has a single exon. Gene Ontology annotation, biological process: proton motive force-driven ATP synthesis. NCBI's taxonomy places the organism in Eukaryota, Fungi, Ascomycota, Eurotiomycetes, Chaetothyriales, Cyphellophoraceae. Gene Ontology annotation, molecular function: proton transmembrane transporter activity. The record is from RefSeq and is a predicted model, not a curated record.